CGUUUCUCUAUUGGCUCGCUUUAUUUGUACGGCAACAUCGCUUCCACAAUCAUGUUCAAAUUAGUAUUUUUCAGCAUUCUGUUUCUGAGCUCCGUAAACGCUAUUUCAAUGCAAUGUUCUGUGGCCGAAGUGAAGAAUAUUUUAGAAGGAUGUGAAAAACUGACGGGUUUGAAUAUUACGAGCGUUGGAGGGACCAUCGUCAAUGAACACAAUUGCGACGUUCUUCUUCCAAAACAAGUCUUCAUUGAGGAGCCUCUUUUUCAGUAUCCACUAGCGGAUUCGAAAAAGUUUUAUUCACUACUAAUGGUAGAUCUUGAUGCACCUCCUCAACUCGAAGGAGAAUUUUUCCUGCACAUGUUGAAAUCCAAUAUCAACGGUCUGGCGUUGAAAUCCAAGGAAGGAUUACAGAACAUGAAAACAUCAGGAAUUGAUUACCGAGGAUACAAAGGACCAAUGCCACCUCGCGGCACCGGCCCGCACCGCUACAUAACUCUGUUAUUUGAACAAGCAGACGGCAACAACUUUUUGCCGAACGUGCCACAGUCUCGCAACCGCUUCGUACUGACCAACUGGUUGCGCGGGAAAAACCUGUGCGGCCCGAUCGCUGGUAUUCAGUUCCGGUCGCAAUUCUAGAUGGCGCUAGUGGUUCAAAAUCGAAUACUUUGAAGCCUCACAUAUUAUUACCAUAAAACAAUGUAAAAAAUAUUAGUAAGUAUUUUUUUGGGUGUUGCAUCACUUCACUAAGUUACAAUGUAAAUUAGUGAAGGUGAAACCUUCGAGGAAAGAUGCCACAUUUAGUUUCAGGAUGUUGAAUACUUUCUAAAAAGUUAAAUUUUAGAAAAAAUAAAAUAUGAUGAAAAGUUGCUUUACUUGGUGUAUAAGCUAUUAUUACGUGUUGUAAAAUUUUCAUACGAAUCUAUACCGUAACCGUAGUUAUGAGUAUGAAACAACCAAACUGUCGCAUAACGAUCCUUAAUGCUUUUCUAAUACGUAAACUUUACGAACGUGUACACAAAACGACUCUUAUUCAACAUGUUACUCGUGUGACUUAUUUAAUACCUAUCUUAUACCCAACGUAAUUUAAGUCUAGGGACUCGUACAU
Molecule: messenger RNA, 1102 nt
Organism: Amyelois transitella
Lineage: Eukaryota; Metazoa; Arthropoda; Insecta; Lepidoptera; Pyralidae
Product: phosphatidylethanolamine-binding protein 1
Exons: 4
Coding region: 52-633 (193 amino acids)
Source: RefSeq, a predicted model, not a curated record